UCAAAAAAACUCUUCCCGAUCCCAUUCAUUUUCCCAAUCAUCAAACCAAGGUUUAGAGUUCGAAUCCUCCAUAGAAAACAUGGCAAAUUCAGCGUCCGGGAUGAAGGUGAGUGAUGAAUGCAAACUUAAGUUCUUGGAGUUGAAAGCAAAGAGGACUUACAGGUUCAUCGUGUUCAAAAUCGAUGAGAAGGCACAGCAAGUGCAGAUAGAAAAGCUUGGGAAUCCAGAAGAAACUUACGACGAUUUUACAAGUUGUAUCCCGGAUGAUGAAUGUAGAUACGCUGUGUAUGACUUUGACUUCACCACCGAGGAUAACUGUCAGAAGAGCAAGAUCUUUUUCAUCGCGUGGUCACCUGAUACAUCAAGGGUGAGGAGUAAGAUGUUGUACGCAAGCUCAAAAGACAGGUUCAAGAGAGAAAUGGAAGGAAUUCAAGUGGAACUGCAAGCAACUGAUCCUAGCGAGAUGAGCCUUGACGUCAUCCAAGGACGAGUCAAUAAUCUCUGAAGCAACAACAUUUCUAUAUGCAAUCUUUUUCUAUCUAUGAUGACAAUGCCGCUUGGAAUAUUUUUAUUUCUGAUUUUGCUUGUUUCGCUCGUUUUUUUUUUGCAUUUUGUGUGGAUUCAGUGGUCUUUGAUUAAAUUCGUAUGAUAAGGCUUGUUCUGUUCUA
Molecule: messenger RNA, 668 nt
Organism: Camelina sativa (false flax)
Lineage: Eukaryota; Viridiplantae; Streptophyta; Magnoliopsida; Brassicales; Brassicaceae
Product: actin-depolymerizing factor 8-like
Biological process (GO): actin filament depolymerization
Cellular component (GO): actin cytoskeleton
Molecular function (GO): actin binding
Source: RefSeq, a predicted model, not a curated record